CUACUGCUGCUACUGCUGCUAAGGCUGCUAAGGCUGCUUCUGCUGCUACUAAGAAGAUCGACGACGAGCGACAUCUUCAAGAGGGCGACAAAGAUUUUCUCUUUGACACGUUCCCCGAGGAUUUCGUCUGGGCGGCAGCAACAGCGGCCUACCAGAUCGAAGGUGGUUAUGACGAGGAUGGGAAAGGCCCUAGUAUCUGGGACACGUUCACCAGCGAGUCUCGCAGAAUCAUCAAUGGAGAGGACGGAAAGGUUGCCUGUGAUAGUUACCACAGGUACAAGGAGGACGUGCAGCUACUCAAGGAACUGGGGGUCAGCCAUUAUCGGUUCUCUAUUUCCUGGCCACGUAUAUUGCCAGAUGGGACAACUAAAUUCAUCAACAAACCUGGUUUGGACUACUACAACAGGCUGAUCAACGAGCUGAAGAAAAACGGGAUCGAACCAAUGAUUACCCUCUACCACUGGGACCUGCCCCAAGCGCUAGAAGACAAGGGCGGUUGGCUAAAUGAGGAGAUUGUGGAGUACUUCAGAAACUACUCCGAUGUGGUCUUCAAAGAGUUUGCUCCGAAAGUGAAAUUGUGGAUUACAUUCAACGAGCCACUUGUGACAGCUUAUCAAGGAUAUGGCACUGACUUGUUCGCACCUGGAAGAUGGGGCCCUGGCACCAACACAUACACAGUGGCCUACAAUCAGAUUAGAGCCCACACGGCAGCCUAUCGCCUGUACGACAGUACCUACAGGAAACUAAGUCCAGGACAGAUCGGUAUCACACUUAGUGCUACCUAUGGUUUCCCUAAGAACAGUUCGGACCCAGCAGAUGUCGAGGCCACAGAACGAGGGAUCCAGUUCAACUUUGGGAUCUUCCUCAAUGCUGUUGUUGAAGGUGACUACCCAAGUGUUGUCAAAGCCAAAGUCCAAGAGAAGAGCCAGAAGCUUGGACUGCAGACGUCACGACUUCCAGCCUUCACCCCACAGGAAGUGGCACUCAACAAAGGCAGUGCAGAUUUUGUCGGUGUCAAUUAUUACUCGUCUGUUGUUGUUGCAUCAGCUGAAAAGCCCUAUGACCCUCCCGAUUUUCUCAACGAUAUGGACAUAGAGCAAAGCAUAGACCCCUCAUGGACAAGCUCGGGGUCGGAAUGGCUGUACAGUGUCCCACUGGGGUACCGAGGACUUCUCAACUGGAUCAAAGACAAAUACAACAACAUCCCCGUGUACCUCACAGAGAAUGGGGUUUCGGACAAAAACGGGACCCUGAGAGAUGCUCACAGAAUCACCUAUUAUCGUCAACAUCUCAAUCAAGUUCUGAAAGCCAUUAGACUGGACGGGUGUGAUGUUAGAGGCUACACCGCUUGGUCACUUAUGGACAACUUUGAAUGGGCCCAGGGCUACUCUGAGAAAUUCGGCCUCUACUCGGUGGACUUCACAAACCCCAACAGAACCAGAACCCCCAAGGCUUCGGCCGUCUAUUAUGCCAACGUCAUUCGAGACAACGGCUUCAAGAAAGGAUACAGUGGACGUGGUGGUCAGCCAACGGGUAUCGUCAAACUGGAGAACGACACCCGCAUCUUGUAUGACCAGUUCCCAGAAGGCUUCGCUUGGUCCACGGCAACUGCAGCCUACCAGGUGGAGGGCGGGUGGGACGCCGAUGGCAAAGGUCCAAGCAUCUGGGACACCUGGGCACACAAUAACAAGCUCGCUCAUGGAGAUACGGGAGAUGUUGCUUGUGACAGCUACCACAAAUACAAGGAAGAUGUUGCGUUAAUGCGGAAUUUGGGGACCACACAUUAUCGGUUCUCCAUCGCCUGGUCACGCAUCCUGCCAAAAGGAGAUAUAAAAACUGUCAACCAGAAGGGAAUCGAUUACUACAACAACCUUAUCGACGAGCUGCUUGCAAACGACAUCCAGCCAAUGGUGACGCUGUAUCACUGGGAUCUGCCGCAGGCUCUGGAAGACCGCGGAGGUUGGUUGAGUCGCGACAUCCAGGACUACUUUGUCGAGUACAGCAGACUUUGCUUCCAGAAAUUCGGUGACAGGGUCAAGUUGUGGAUAACCUUCAACGAACCACCAAUUGUCACCCUGAAUGGCUAUGGAGAUGGCGGCGCGGCGCCUGGACACAAGGAUCCGGCCAAGGGGCAGUACAUAGCUGCCCACAACCUGAUCCUGGCUCAUGCCAAGGCUUACAGGGUGUACGAGAAGGAGUUCAAACCUUUACAGAAAGGUCAGAUCGGGAUCUCUAUCAACCAGGGUUGGCCGGAACCCAGAGACCCACUGAACCCAGCUGAUGUUGCUGCUACAGAGCGUAGCAUCAAUUUCUAUGGUGCAUGGUUUAUUGACCCAAUGCUGAUCAACGGAGACUACCCUGAGGAGAUGAAAGAAAGGAUCGCAGCCAGAAGCAAGGCCCAAGGUUUGAAUGAGAGUCGACUACCUGCUUUCACCGAUGCCGAGAAACAGAUCGUUAAUGGUUCCUUGGAUUUUCUGGGAUCCAACAUCUAUGGGGCAUCAUGGGUUACUGAUGACCCACAGCCUCCAUCAAACCCGCCCACCUACGACAACGACAAGGAAAUAAAGGGAGGAUUUGAUGCCAGCUGGCUUGAAACUAGUUCCUAUUGGCUCAGAGUGAGCCCAUUCUCCAUCCGUAAAGUGAUGAACCUGUUCAAGUACCGCUACAACAACAUCCCUGUCUACGUCACUGAGAACGGUAUCAGUGACACCAACGGCACACUCUUGGACUGGCACCGCGUGCACUACUAUCGUCUGUAUAUCAACGAACUUCUGAAAGCUAUCAAGCUGGACGGUUGCAAUGUCAAAGGUUACACUGCCUGGUCUCUCUUGGACAACCUUGAGUGGGGGUCAGCCUACGAUCAAAAGUUUGGCCUCCAUUACGUCAACUUCAGCGACCCGGAACGUCCUCGAACUCCCAAGGCAUCUGCCCUGUGGUAUAAAACCUUGAUCGCUGAUGGAGGAUUCAAACCCGGCUACACACAGAAGGGAGGCUGGGGCACUGCUGUCCAGCUGACUGACCAGUUCCUCUAUGGCAAGUUCCCUGAAGGUUUUAGUUGGGGCCUGGCCACCGCUGCCUACCAGGUGGAGGGCGCCUGGAAUGAGGACGGCAAAGGUCCAAGUAUCUGGGACAACUUUACCCACAUCCCGGGUCACAUCGAGAACAACGAAACCGGAGAUGUUGCCUGCGACAGCUACCACAAGUUGGAUGAGGACAUUCAGCUGAUCCAGGACACGGGGAUGACCCACUACCGGUUCUCCAUCGCCUGGACGAGAGUCUUACCUAACGGAACUUUGCCCUCAAACAAGGCCGGCAUUGACUACUACAACAGGCUUCUAGACAAACUCAUCGAAAUAGGUGUGAAGCCAAUGGUGACCAUCUACCACUGGGAUCUGCCCCAAGGUCUUCAGGAUCUGGGCGGAUGGUACAACCCAGCCAUUGUCCAGUGGUACCGGGAUUUCGCAGAGCUCUGCUUCAGGGAAUUUGGCAGCAAGGUUAGCAAAUGGAUCACAUUCAACGAGCCAUGGGUGACCAGUGUCCUGGGACAUGGGGUAGGACAAGAUGCUCCAGGCUUGAAGGACAUCAAGGACGGUCCUUACCGUGUGGCUCACAACAUCCUUCUGGCACAUGCUGAGACCUAUCAUCUAUAUCAGGAGAAGUUCAAGGCUUCUCAAAAGGGCUGCAGACAGAGCGAUACAGUUCUUCAUUGGCUGGUUCGCACAUCCAUCUUCGUCAACGGCGACUAUCCUGAAGUCAUGAAGGAGUUCGUAGCUAAUGCCAGCGCUAGCGAGGGUCUGGCUACAUCCAGGCUGCCAGGGUUCACACCCCAGGAGAAGCAGCGCAUUAACGGCACGGCGGACUUCCUGGGUCUCAACCACUACACCAGUAAUGUCGCAUAUGACGGGCCCAGUGGCGAGGGUUACUAUGGCGAUCAGCGAGUGGUCACAUACAAGAACCCAGACUGGCUCGAGACUGGCUCUAGCUGGCUCAGAGUUAACCCUAUCGGUAUUCGCAAGAACUUGAACUUUGUCCGCAACCAUUACGGUGAUAUCCCAAUAUACAUCACUGAAAAUGGCGUCUCUGACCGGAACUCCUCAUUGGACGAUCCCUACCGGAUCAAUUACUACCAGGAUUACAUCAACAAUGUCUUGAAAGCUAUCGUCCUUGACAAGGUCAAUGUCAAAGGUUACACCGGCUGGUCUCUGAUGGACAAUUUUGAGUGGUCAAGAGGUUACGCAGAAAAGUAUGGCGUCUACUCUGUGGACUACAGCAGCCCGAACAGAACCAGGACGCCCAAGGCAUCGGCCAGAUAUCUUUAUGAGCUCUUCAAAGCCAACGGUUUCAUCCCUGGAACAUUCACCGAUCCUAAACGACCUUCCAGUCUUCCCUACCUCAACUCCACAUUUUACGGCCAGUUUCCCGCCAACUUCUCGUUUGGUGCCUCCGCUUCCGGAUACGAUGACCGGAUAGAAGGUAAGAACAACGACCGAGGCGCCAGUGUGUGGGACGCCAUCCUCGCCAACAUCACCAGACCCCUGAACCGACAGAUCAGCCCUCUAGAAGAGUUCGCCCAUGACGUCGAUGCCUUGAGGACAAUCAAGGCAGAGCACUAUACGUUUACCAUCACAUGGUCCCGUGUGCUGCCAACUGGCAAGGCUGGUGGAGUUCACCAACCCGGAAUCGACUUCUACAACGCCCUCUUUGACCAGCUGAUCGACGCCGGGAUCAGGCCUGUGGUGAUUCUACAUCAGUGGGAUUAUCCCAGUGUUCUUCAGGACGUCGGUGGCUGGGCUAAUGAGUCCAUGAUAGACGAGUACUUGUAUCUGGCUACAGUCUGUUUUGAGAACUUUGGACAAAAGGUGAAAGUAUGGGCAACAUUCAGUGAGCCGGAAAGAAUCCCUUUCAUCUUCCCAAACAAGGUCCGAGACAACCAGUAUCUGUUCAGUGUCUAUCGUAACGUUUUGCUGGCCCACGCUGCAGCAUACAGAAUCUAUGAACGCCACUUCGAGCCUACACAGAAAGGUGUCAUCGGAAUUGGACUGGCUCCCCUCCUGAGUGUGCCCCUAAACCCACACGACCCAGGACACGCAGCUUCAGCCUCCAAGUCUACAGACUACAGCUUCGGUCUGUUCGCUGACCCAAUUUUCCUCAACGGUGACUUCUCCGAUGAGGUCAAGAAGGUUGCUGGCUCGGCCUUGGUGCCUCUGUCUGAGCAGGAGAAGAUUCUCAUCAAAGGAAGUGCACAAUUAUUUGGCCUGGCCUACUACCAGAUAAGCCAGGUUGGCCGGAACGCCAGUGUCAAGUGCCUGAACACAUCCAAUCCCGCGGGGCUGAGGUUUACCCUGGGCCACAUCCGCCGUCGCUACAACAACACCCCAGUUGUUAUCACCGGAAAUGGUGUCUGGGGCAGCAAUCCGGACUUAGAGGAUUCGUUCAGGGUCCAGUUCAUCCAACAGCACCUGGACGAGCUUCUCAAAGCGAUCCGAAUCGACGGAAGUGACGUCAAGGGUUACACAUACCAUUCCCUGGUGGACAGUUUUGAAUGGAACUCUGGGUACAGCCGCAGAUACGGACUGGCUCUAGUGAACUUUCUCGACCCCAGGCGACCUCGUUACUUGAGACCUUCGGCUGAAGCUUACAACAAGAUUAUUACCAAUAAUGGGAUCCUCAGAGGUGCCUGA
Messenger RNA from Candidula unifasciata, 5681 nucleotides. The record is from the annotation of a GenBank genome assembly. NCBI's taxonomy places the organism in Eukaryota, Metazoa, Mollusca, Gastropoda, Stylommatophora, Geomitridae.